AUUUUUCCCCUAAUUCUCAACUUCAAAUCACUCUUCUCACCAGCAGUAGCAAAUUAUCCCCUCAAUCGCCGAAUUUGGAUCAGUCGGAACAAUCUUCAAUCUGAAAAAAACAAUGCCUUCUCUCGCUGUUUCCCGGUCCGUAGAAGAAUCGCUUACUCCUCAGAAGCGGAGACUGAGAUCCAACUCCACAGCGGCGCCGGAAACCCCGAUAUCUGCUCCGACGAAGCGGAAGUCGCCCCGCCGAUGUCUCGAGUCCUCUCCCUCUUCUCAUCCGACCGUCUCAACAAGGAACGAUUCAAUUGGACCGGUUUCGAACUCAUCGAAAUCGCUUGCUGAGGAAUUGAGCGAGGAUUUCUCUAAGAAACUCAACUGGAAUCCUAGUGAUGCGUCCCAAGUGAGCGCGGUGAAGGAGGCGUUGCACGUAUCGACAUCUCCACCAACGAUUGUUUGUCGCGAAGAAGAGCAGAGAAGAGUGUUUGAUUUCUGCAAGGCUUGUGUUGAGAAGGAACAAUCUGGGAGCUUGUAUGUGUGCGGAUGCCCUGGGACAGGGAAGAGUUUGUCAAUGGAGAAAGUUUCGAAUCAGCUGAUUAAAUGGGCCAGAGAUGGUGGGUUUGAGCCUCCAGAGGUACUGUCCAUUAAUUGUACCGCGCUUACGAGCUCUUCUCAGAUUUUCGGGAAGAUUGUUGAUAAUGGUUAUGUGAAAGUGAAGACCAGUGGAACCAUUGCCCCUUUGCAACAUCUCCAGAAUGUGUACUCUCAAAAGCAGCAGUCUUCAAGUUCAAAGAUGCUCCUCAUAAUUGUUGAUGAGUUGGAUUAUCUAAUUACCAAAGACCGAGCUGUCCUUCAUGAUCUCUUCAUGCUGACAACUCUUCCUUUCUCUAGAUGUAUACUGAUAGGAAUAGCAAAUGCCAUAGAUCUAGCUGACCGUUUUCUUCCGAAACUGCAGUCAUUGAAUUAAUUUGAAUGUGGACUGGGUGUUAGUUAUGAGCUUCGAUUUCAGUAUGUGCUGAAUUGUUUGAUCGCUGUCUUUGUGAUAGGUAAGCCCUUGGUGGUAACUUAUCGAGCCUAUUCGAAAGAUCAAAUACUCAGAAUCCUUCAGGAGAGGCUCAUGGUACUACCUCAUGUAGUUUUCCACCCACAAGCUUUGGAGCUGUGUGCCAGAAUUGAUUUGCCAAUUGAUUCGUGUUUACAGAAAGUUGCAGCUGCAUCUGGUGACAUGCGCAAAGCACUUUCUGUUUGCAGAUCUGCAGUUGAGGUUCUGGAAGCAGAAGUAAGAGACUCUACGAAUAACAUGGACUCAGAUACUCAAGGAAAUUCAGUUGUGAAAAUUGAUCACAUGGCAGCUGCUCUAUCAAAGGCAUUCAGGACACCAGUAAUCGACACCAUUCAAUCCCUUCCUCAGCAUCAACAAAUAAUCCUAUGCUCAGCUGUUAAGUUCUUCCGUGGAGGAAAGAAGGAUACUAUAGUAGGAGAGCUGAACAAAUCUUACGUCGAGACAUGCAAAUCGAGAAUGAUCCCACCAGUCGGAAUUUCUGAGUUUCUGAGUAUGUGCAGAGUGCUGAAUGACCAGGCAAGUAACAUAACACAUCCAUUAACACAACUUUCAUUCCCAGCCUUUUUUCUCAUCAAAACCAGUGACCAGAAUUUUUACUCUUUAUUACUACAGGGACUAGUGAAACUAGGACAGUCUCGCGGUGACGAUAAACUGAAGAGGGUGACAUUAACAGUAGAUGAAGCUGACAUCAACUUCGCAUUGCAGGGAGUUCGUUUCUUUAGGAACUGUCUGCAGUAGAAGUGCCAAUUCUACUGCACAACUUUGACAGAAGAGCCAAAAUCGCCUAUGGAGUUCAAAUAGAGAAAGGGAAAUGAGGGAAAGCAAACAAAGACCAAAAACAGGCACUAGCUACAAGCUAGCAAUUCCUGAACUAACUACCAAAGCAAAGUGGUUACCAUGCAAUGCAGCUCAAUCAAAAAGGCCACCCAUGCCGACAUCGUCGUCCGAAUCAUCUUCUGGUUCAGGCUUCUUCUCCUCCUUAGCUCCCCCUCCACCGGCCGCAGCUCCUCCACCGCUAGGAGCUGCCGCUGCUGCCGGAGCCGCCAUUGCAGCUGCAAACUUGCUUGGAUCCUGAAAGUACUCCUUGACGUCCUCGGCUUGGGGGAAGCUAUACUCGGUUUCGACGGCAACGGAGAGCACGUUCCUGUACGAAGCAGCGAACAUGGCCGGCGCGGCGGCGAGACUCGGAUACGAGACGGCCAGCGAGAGCGAAGUGAGGUUGGUGACCCCGGAAGCGAACUUCAGAGCGACGUCGUCUUCGGUGAGGUCGAGCACCUCGGGGCUGAAGACGCUGCCGUCGUCGUAGACGGAGGUGACGAUGAGGCCGUAGGAAAAAGGACGGAUGCCGAGCUUCGAGAGAAGCGCGGAUUCGGACGAUCCCACCUUCUCGCCCUUCUUGAUCAGCUCCACCGACAUCGUUAUCUCCACCGUGCCUUUGUUGAUCUUGGUCGGGAUGUUCAGCACCUGAAAGAAGGAAGUCUGAGAGGGGUCAAGCCCGGUGUUGCCUGGAGGGACAGUGACGUCAAUUGGGGCGAUCAGACCCACGCGAGCCGGAGCUCCCACCUGUUAAU
Messenger RNA from Linum tenue, 2625 nucleotides. NCBI's taxonomy places the organism in Eukaryota, Viridiplantae, Streptophyta, Magnoliopsida, Malpighiales, Linaceae. The record is from the annotation of a GenBank genome assembly.